AUGGACGAAGCUCUCGCUGUCUUGCGGAAAAAUCAGAUGGUACCGGCGGCUGGAGAACCCACGGCGGAGGGCCUCAUCACGGGCCUUCAUCAUAUAGGAGUGGGACUCUCAGGGAAGAUGGCAUGGGCGUCGGAGUGUUGCAUAGCAUUAGCCGUCUAUGCCAAGGCGGUCAUAGAGAGCGCGACGAAAGAACUCAUCGGCACCCUGGAGGCGAGGGUGGCCGCCGCUGGCGACCAUAUCGCUGAACUCGCAAAUGAGCUGGCAGGGGUUGCGGAAUGCGCAAAGGAGAAGAUUGAAGGGGCUGUAGAGAACAUUCAGGAGGCAGGAUGCGCAGGCCUCCCCCUCGGUGAGUCGUCACCUGUCUCUCUCCCUUUCUCCUAUGCGGAGGCUGUAAGAGCAAGCCUCCCGGGUACCACACGAGCUGCGCAGUUGAGUGUCGUAGACCGGGAGAGCAUCCGUGCACGACAGAUCCUUAUUGAUGGCUUCCCUGGGAACCGCGACGGCACACUCUUGGAGACAGAGAUUCUAGAGCAGGCUAAUGAUGCGCUCGAUUACCUCUCGAGAGAAGAACUUGACGUUCCGGAAGGUCUCCGCUUUACUGCGGCGAAGGCCCUCCGGAACGGGGGAGUAGUUCUGGAGCUCGCCACACCAGACCUGGCGAAGUGGAUAGUGCAGCACGCACACGAUUAUGAGUUUGUUUUGAGCCCAAGGGCAAAGAUUCGCCCUCGCCAGUACAAGUUGGUUGCGGA
Molecule: messenger RNA, 749 nt
Organism: Dichomitus squalens LYAD-421 SS1
Lineage: Eukaryota; Fungi; Basidiomycota; Agaricomycetes; Polyporales; Polyporaceae
Exons: 2
Source: RefSeq, a predicted model, not a curated record